GAUUUUAUUCACGUUGUUUUACAAUUAAUUCAACUAAAAUGUUUACAAUUGUCUCAGUUGAUUACAUUUGAGCAAAACGGCGUCUGACCCAGUCUUUUUACUUUGUCAGCAACAUUUGAAAAUCACAGGCAGUCGCAGAAAUGUCUUAGAAUAACAAGUCAUGCUACUUACCAAUAAUCCAAUCGGACUUCUAUCCAAAUCGAUAGCUCCCUCCUAAUACUACUCAAAAUAAGUAUUUCUCCACCCCAUGUUGACGUAUGUACCGCGGCUCGCACUGCACCACAACUCCACCAUCCAGUUCCGGUUCCACACCGCAUCAUCAGCAGCACUUCGAGCUACAGCAACGACGGCGGGAAGAAGUUGUCAUCGUCGAUUCACUACCUAUUCUGCGCCGAUUACGAUCGGAAUUGGUUACAAUCGGAAUUUGACGGAAACGACACAAAUGGAUUUGUAACUGGAAAGAGGACCAGCGGUACCUGAAGAGCUCGGCGUCGCGGGAUUUUAGCCACUAUGGCCGGCCUCGGAAACCAGGCCAUGAACAAGCCUGCGUCCGGAAAACAUGGCAACGUACUGCCCCUGUGGGGCAACGAGAAGACUAUGAACCUCAACCCCAUGAUUCUCACCAACGUUCUGUCCUCGCCCUAUUUCAAAGUUCAGCUGUAUGAACUUAAAACGUACCACGAAGUUGUGGACGAAAUCUAUUUCAAGGUGACUCACGUUGAGCCAUGGGAGAAAGGAAGCAGAAAGACUGCAGGUCAGACUGGAAUGUGCGGAGGGGUUCGCGGCGUCGGGACCGGAGGCAUCGUUUCGACAGCCUUCUGUUUACUAUACAAACUGUUUACACUCAAGCUGACACGCAAGCAGCUGAUGGGCCUGAUCACACACACGGACUCUCCCUACAUCCGAGCGCUUGGCUUCAUGUACAUACGAUACACGCAGCCCCCAGCUGAUUUAAUAGACUGGUAUGACGGCUUCAUGGAUGAUGAGGAGGAGCUGGACGUGAAAGCGGGCGGCGGGUGCGUGAUGACUGUCGGCGAGAUGCUUCGCUCAUUCCUCACCAAGCUGGAAUGGUUCUCCACUCUGUUUCCCCGCAUCCCCGUGCCCGUGCAGAAGAGCAUCGACCAGCAGAUGAAGAGCCGGCCUCGGAAAGUGCCGCAGAAGGAGCCGCAGGAGGAGGAGGAGGCUUUCGAAGAAAGCGGCAGACAAGGGGAACGCCGGCGCUCCAGGAGCCCCAGGCGGACACCGAGCCCCAGACGCUCUCCGAAGCGAUCGAGGAGCCGGAGUCACCACCGCGAGCGGGACCGCCACGGCCCCAGCUACGACCGCGAGCUGGAAAGGGAGCGUGAACGUCAGCGGAAAGAGAGGGACGCUAGGGAGCGCGACAGGGAGAGGAGACGAUCCCGCAGCGCCGAACGAAACCACCAAGAGCGGCGCGAGCGCCGAAGAAGCCGUAGCGGCAGCAGGGACAAAAGGAGCGAGCGCAAAGACAAGGAGCGCGACGGAGGCGACGACAGGAACAAGAGGAAGGAGCGGGACCACCACAGAGAGCGCCCGGCCGAGAGGGACAGGUCCAGGGAGAGGAAGAGCGACGACAGGAGGCACAAAGACGAAAGGGAGAGGCACCGAGACGAGAGAAAGGCCAAGAAGCUCAGCCGGAGUCGGAGCAGGGAGAGGCGGCACAAGAGCGCCGGCGACGACAAGAGCAGAAAGCGGGAUAGCAGCCACGGCAGGGAGAAGGAACGCGACGGAGAACAGCGCUCGCACAAACGCAGCCGCAGCAGAGAGAGGAGUCAUCACCAGAGGGAGGCCAGCACCGACCACAGCAAACACGCCGAUCGCAGACGGAGUCCAAGCGUCGAGUAAAUGUUGUUUUUUUGCCUUUUUCACGUUCUAGCAGGCCGUCGUUAGUCUCGACAUUGGAAAAGCGGCAUUUUCAUUUUCUACGGUUCAUUGUUUCGGCCCCUGGAAGAUUUGGUUUUUUUUUGUAUAUAUCAAACGUCUCAGACUACAGAUCGGUCACAUUCAUUUAUGUGGUUGAAACUGUCAGGUUCAGCCGAUGUCGAGCCACUUACGAUUGAUUUAAAAUAAUAUGUCAAUGUACUUCAAGAAGGAGAAAGCGUUUCGGUCCCUGAUUGUCUGUAGACCACCUGAGAAUGUUUUAAUUCCUUCAAGUAGAGUCCGCAAAGGGUUCAACAGAUCCCACACUGAAACCCCUGUUUAUCAUGUGUCUGGGUUGUUGCUCUUGCAUUUUGUUUUCUAAUAAAACUUUUAUGAAGAAUGAACUUGUUGUGCGUGUCUGGAUAAAAUGUAAUGGAAUGUGGCACAAUGUGAUUCUUCCCCACCCCCCAUUUGAACUUUCUGAUAAUUACGACUAGCGCUGUAACGA
Molecule: messenger RNA, 2386 nt
Organism: Corythoichthys intestinalis (scribbled pipefish)
Lineage: Eukaryota; Metazoa; Chordata; Actinopteri; Syngnathiformes; Syngnathidae
Gene: prpf38b
Product: pre-mRNA processing factor 38B
Exons: 6
Coding region: 511-1863 (450 amino acids)
Cellular component (GO): precatalytic spliceosome
Source: RefSeq, a predicted model, not a curated record